Molecule: messenger RNA, 471 nt
Organism: Charadrius vociferus (killdeer)
Lineage: Eukaryota; Metazoa; Chordata; Aves; Charadriiformes; Charadriidae
Gene: RPS25
Product: ribosomal protein S25
Exons: 4
Cellular component (GO): cytosolic small ribosomal subunit
Molecular function (GO): structural constituent of ribosome
Source: RefSeq, a predicted model, not a curated record
CCCGCCUCGCAGCCGCCCAAAGACGACAAGAAGAAAAAGGACGCGGGCAAGUCCACCAAAAAGGACAAGGACCCGGUCAACAAGUCCGGCGGUAAAGCCAAGAAGAAGAAGUGGUCCAAGGGGAAAGUGAGAGACAAGUUGAACAACCUUGUCCUGUUUGACAAGGCCACCUAUGACAAACUGUGCAAAGAAGUGCCCAACUACAAGCUCAUCACGCCUGCAGUUGUCUCGGAGAGGCUGAAGAUUCGGGGCUCCCUGGCUAGGGCUGCCCUCCAGGAGCUGCUCAGCAAAGGCUUGAUCAAACUGGUGUCCAAGCACCGAGCCCAAGUGAUCUACACCAGAAACACAAAAGGUGGAGAUGCACCUGCCGCAGGGGAGGACGCGUAAGCAGGUUCUCCGGUGACUGUGUCAGCUAUGUGUCAUAUGUAGAUGCACCCAAUAAAAUUAUUGAAAUAAUUUUUCUUGCUUUUU